Limulus polyphemus (Atlantic horseshoe crab) is the source of this 1306-nucleotide messenger RNA. RefSeq names its product general transcription factor IIF subunit 2-like (gene TfIIFbeta). The coding region runs from base 109 to 888 and encodes 259 amino acids. The transcript is spliced from 9 exons. Gene Ontology annotation, cellular component: transcription factor TFIIF complex. Lineage: Eukaryota; Metazoa; Arthropoda; Merostomata; Xiphosura; Limulidae. Gene Ontology annotation, biological process: transcription by RNA polymerase II; transcription initiation at RNA polymerase II promoter. The record is from RefSeq and is a predicted model, not a curated record.
UCUUGACAAUGUGAGUCCAUUGCAAUCCUUUAAGUUUAAGUGCUGUUGUGAUUUUCUUUGCGUCUUAAGGAACGCUGGAGUCAGAGAAGGUGAUUAUCGUAGAAGAAGAUGUCUGUUGUUGAGAAAGAGAUUGAUUGUGCCAAUGCAGCCAGAGGUGUCUGGCUUGUAAAGGUACCAAAAUAUAUAUCAACAAGGUGGGAAAAAGCUGAGUCACUGACUGAAGUAGGUCGCUUAAAAAUUGCCAAAGGUUCUGGUGGGAAACCAGAGAUCACUUUCAAGUUGGCAGAAGACUUAGUCAAUAUGAAAGAUACAGGAGACAAAACUGUAAUUCCAAGAGACCAUCAGUUUGCAGUUUCCACAAUACCUAAUCAAGUUUUAGCUGUAUUUUCUGAGCCCAGAGGUGACAAUUCUGGGGAAUCAACCUUAGGACAAGGUGAAAGUAAUGGGAAACUUGUAUUAGAAGGCCAUGUGGUUCAAAAAGGAGAAUGUAGGCCUAUUGUUAAUGAAAAAUACAUGCAGCUAAAGAGACAGUCAAUUCUUCAGGCUAGUCAGCCACAAAGGUCAGUGAAGCAGAUUGCUAAGAUUGUCCAAAACUUUAAACCUGUAUCUGACCACAAAAACAAUAUAGAAUUUGAACAACGUAAAAAAGCUGAAGGCAAGAAAUCCAGGGAAGACAAAGAGAAGGUUAUGGACAUGCUUUUUGCUGCAUUUGAGAAACACCAAUAUUACAAUCUCAAAGAUUUGGAAAAAAUUACAAGGCAACCAAUUCCUUAUCUGAAAGAAAUCUUGAAAGAAAUCUGUAAUUACAAUGCCAAGAACCCACAUAAGAACAUGUGGGAACUGAAGCCUGAGUUUAGACACUACAAAGAUAAAAACAAUACAUCAUAACAGACUUGCACACUCAUAGUAGACUAUUUUCAGAAAUUAACUGAACUUAUGCCUAGUUUUGAAGAGGAUGAAAAAUGAAGUAUUCCAAGAAACAACUAUUCCGAUAAAACUUCAUAAUUAAUAUUAUCAUGACAUCUUUCAAGAGAUAAAAUAUUAUCCAUUCAGGUUUUAAAAUUUUGAGCUUGCUACGUUAAUUGUAAAACCUUGUGAUUUAAAAAUAGGAAUUGAAAAACCAGUAGCUCUUAAUAUAUAAAUCAUUUGAUUUUAACAGAGACCAUGAGUAUUUCAGAAAUCAGGAGUAAGCUCACAUAAAUCAUGUGCUGUAUUUAUUUUCUCCGAUAUAUUUUUAUGGGCCUUGUUCUAAACGUUGUAUGAUAAAAACUACUGUGUUUUGUAAUAAAAAAUUUUUGGGUAGAAA